UCAUGCUCCGCCCGCCCAACGAAUAACAUACUCGGAGAGCUCGAGCCAUGGCCGUUCGUGAUACCUUGUGUAGUGCCUCGUAAAUGUGAUACUGUUAUGUGACUAUGUCUCAGGCCGCCGGCGGCAAGAAGGGAGGCAAAGGCCCUCCUAAGAAAAAUGCUGACGAAGAUAAGAAUCCACCGGCUAAGGCCGCAGAUGACGCUAAAGAUGAGACUUCUUCCAACAAUGGUGAUAAAAAGGAAGUUAAGGAGAGCAACGGGACGGAGAAUGUGGUCAAGCCUCCAAGUGCGGGGAUUAACAUCAGGGAAGUGGCUGCUAAGAUCCUUAUGCUGGCGCAGAAGGGAGAAUGGCCAGCCGUGGAGCAGACGCUCAAGGUUUUGGAGAAGCUGGUGGCGGCAGGUGGCGAGGAUGCCGUCUCCGUGCCCAUGGCUGGGAUCCUAGACCCGACGACGGGCAUGACACCGCUGAUGUACGCGGUGAAGGACAACCGAACAUCUUUCGUGGAGCGGCUCAUUGAACUCGGAUCCGACGUCGGCGCACGGAAUAAUGACAACUACAAUGUGCUCCACAUAUCAGCCAUGUACUCUCGAGAGGACAUCGUCAAGCUGCUACUGUCCAAGAGAGGAGUCGACCCAUUCGCCACCGGAGGGAGUCGGCAACAAACCGCUGUACACUUGGUGGCCAGUCGGCAGACCGGCACUGCCACCAGCAUACUCAGGGCACUGCUCACAGCCGCCGGCAAGGACAUCAGACUUCGAGUCGAUGGGAGGGGGAAGAUCCCGCUGCUGCUGGCAGUGGAGGCCGGCAACCAGAGCAUGGUGCGCGAGCUGCUCAGCGCGCAGACCGCCGAGCAACUCAAGGCCUGUACCCCUGCGGGGGACACAGCUCUGCACUUGGCGGCCAGGAGACGAGACGUGGACAUGGCGAGGAUCCUCGUGGACUAUGGAGCAGCUGUGGACGCGGUCAACGGGGCCGGCCAGACCGCACUACACAUCGCCGCCGCUGAGGGAGAUGAGCCGCUCGUCAAGUACUUCUAUGGAGUCAGAGCGAACGCUGCCAUAGCUGAUAAUGAAGACCGGACUCCAAUGCACUUGGCAGCUGAGAACGGCCACGCAGCGAUCAUCGAGCUCCUGGCAGACAAGUUCAAGGCAUCAAUCUUUGAGCGAACAAAGGACGGCAGUACUCUGAUGCACAUCGCCUCACUCAAUGGCCACGCUGACUGCGCCAUGAUGCUAUUCAAGAAGGGAGUCUACCUGCAUAUGCCUAAUAAGGACGGUGCCCGCAGUAUCCACACGGCAGCGAGGUACGGCCACGUCGGCAUCAUCAACACAUUGCUGCAGAAGGGAGAGAGUGUCGAUGUCACAACUAACGAUAACUACACAGCGCUGCACAUAGCUGUGGAGUCUUGUAAGCCAGCAGUCGUGGAGACACUGCUGGGAUAUGGAGCUGAUGUCCACGUGAGAGGUGGAAAACAGAGGGAAACUGCUCUGCACAUAGCUGCUAGGAUACCUGAUGGCGACAAAUGUGCGUUGAUGCUGUUGAAGUCGGGCGCUGGUCCUAACAAGGCGACGGAAGAUGGUCAGACACCAGUACAUGUGGCAGCUAAGUAUGGCAACCUUGCCACACUUGUCCUACUGCUCGAGGAUGGAGGAGACCCGCUAAGGAAGACCAAGACUGGCGAGACACCUUUACAUAUGGCGUGUCGAAGUUGCAAACCAGAUGUAGUGCGGCACCUAAUAGAAUUCGUCAAGGAUCAUAAAGGAGAAAAUGUCGCCACGUCGUACAUUGACGCCGUUGACGAAGAUGGAGCGAGUGCACUACACUUCGCCUGCAAAAUCACCAAAGAAGAGGUUAAAAUACCAACAGCUGAUAGACAAGUUGUCAAAUGCCUCAUAGAAAAUGGUGCCGACGUAACAUUAAUAACAAAACACAAUUAUGAAACUGCCUUCCACUUUUGUGCCAUAGCGGGAAACAACGAUGUGAUGACUGAGAUGAUAGCGCACAUAUCUCCUGCAGACGUCAGCAGAGCACUGAACAAACAGAACUCGAUAGGCUGGACACCUUUACUGAUAGCUUGUCAUAGAGGACACAUGGAACUUGUUAGUACGCUGCUGUCAAACCACGCCAGAGUAGACGUGUUCGAUACUGAGGGCAGAUCAGCUCUUCACCUAGCCGCCGAGCAUGGCUACUUACAAGUCUGCGAUGCUCUCCUAACAAACAAAGCAUUCAUUAACUCCAAAGCGAGAAACGGCAGAACAGCUCUUCACUUAGCUGCUAUGAACGGCUACGCACAUCUUGUUAAAUUCUUAAUACGAGAUCACAACGCUAUGAUAGACGUCCUUACAUUAAAAAAGCAGACUCCUUUACAUUUAGCAUCAGCGAGCGGUCAAAUAGAAGUGUGUAAACUUUUACUAGAACUUGGAGCUAAUAUCGAUGCAACAGAUGAAUUAGGACAAAAGCCUAUUCAUGCGGCGGCACAAAACAAUUACAAUGAAGUGGUUCAACUUUUUUUACAACAACAUCCAAACUUGGUGAUGGCUACUACGAAGGAUGGGAACACGUGUGCCCAUAUCGCAGCUAUCCAGGGCUCAGUGAAAGUGAUUGAGGAACUCAUGAAGUUCGAUCGGACUGGUGUUAUAUCAGCUAGAAAUAAAUUAAAUGACUCGACACCACUGCAGUUGGCCGCUGAAGGUGGUCAUGCAGAUGUAGUCAGAGUUUUAGUCCGAGCAGGAGCGUCUUGUACAGAUGAGAACAGAACUGGUCUUACUGCGGUACAUUUAGCGGCGCAGUACGGACACACUAAUGUGUUAGAUGUAAUGCGAUCGACCAACACGUUGAGGAUAUCUAGCAAAAAGCUAGGAUUGACACCAUUACACAUAGCUGCUUACUAUGGACAAGCUGAAACUGUUCGAGAACUCCUAUCCCACGUACCUGGAACGGUAAAAUCAGAAGCUCCAACUGGUGUAUCACUAGUUCCGGAGCUCGGAGCCGAGUCUGGACUAACACCGCUACACUUAGCUGCUUACAAUGGUAACGAGAACGUCGUGCGACUACUCCUUAACUCUGCAGGAGUACAAGUUGACGCCGCGAGUAAUGAAAACGGCUUCAAUCCGCUACAUCUCGCGUGCUUCGGAGGUCACAUGUCUAUUGUCGGUCUCCUCCUCAGUAGAUCAGCUGAACUACUUCAAAGUACAGACAGACACGGCAAAACUGGAUUACACAUAGCUUCGACACACGGGCACUACCAAAUGGUAGAAGUAUUGCUCGGUCAAGGAGCUGAAAUCAAUGCGACCGACAAAAACGGAUGGACGCCAUUACAUUGUGCAGCUAAAGCUGGACAUCUCAACGUAGUGAAGCUCUUGUGUGAAUCUGGAGCGUCACCGAAGAGUGAGACUAAUCUCAAUUGUGCUCCCAUUUGGUUCGCUGCGUCAGAGAACCACAACGAUGUCCUCGAGUACUUACUGCACAAAGAACACGACACUCAGUCCCUCAUGGACGACAAGAGAUUCGUGUACAACCUCAUGGUGUGCUCUAAGAACCACAACAACAUACCAAUCGAGGAGUUUGUGUUAGUCUCGCCGGCGCCAGUCGACACUGCAGCUAAACUGUCUAAUAUUUACAUUAUCCUAUCCACUAAGGAAAAGGAGCGUGCCAAAGACCUUAUAGCGGCAGGAAAACAGUGCGAAGCGAUGGCCACCGAGCUACUGGCACUCGCGGCCGGAGCCGAGUCCGCCGGACACAUCCUCACCGCCACCGACAACAGGAAUAUAGAAUUCCUCGACGUUUUAAUAGAAAACGAACAAAAGGAGGUUAUAGCCCACACAGUUGUCCAGAGAUAUCUGCAGGAACUCUGGAGAGGGAGCCUCAAAUGGACCGGCAUCAAAAUUAUGUUCCUUUUUUUCGCGUUCAUAGUAUGUCCACCCGUGUGGAUGGUAUUCUCUCUUCCAUUAGGCCAUAGAUAUAAUAAGAUACCUAUAAUUAAGUUCAUGUCGUAUUUAACUUCACACAUUUACCUGAUGGUAUUGUUAGCCUUAGUAGCAAUAACGCCUAUUUAUAAUUCGAUAUUUAGGGACAGUUUAAUUCCGAGGUGGUAUGAAUGGAUGCUGCUCAUUUGUCUGAGCGGUCUCCUACUCUUUGAGCUCACCAACCCCAGUGACAAAUCUGGUUUAGGGUGGAUCAAAAUAGCAGUAUUAUUAUGCGGCAUGAUCGGCGUGGCUACACACGUCGUCGGCUGGAUAUUCGUAUUACCUAAGUAUUGGCCAACGCUUAUGUAUUGUAGGAAUCAAUGUUUUGCGUUAUCAUUUCUAUUAGCGUGCGUUCAGAUAUUAGAUUUCUUAUCGUUCCACCACCUAUUCGGUCCGUGGGCUAUUAUUAUCGGAGAUCUGAUGAAGGAUCUCGGAAGGUUCCUCGCUGUAUUAGCGAUAUUCGUGUUCGGUUUCUCGAUGCACAUAGUUGCAUUGAACCAGCCGUUCAGGAAUAUUAUAAAGGCUGAAGACAAUAAGUACGCGAGACAACAAAGGAAGAAGCUGUUCUCCGACGUUACUAUGAACCCACUGUACUCGUUCGAGCUGCUGUUCUUCGCGGUGUUUGGCCAGACGACCACGGACCAGACGCGGGUGCAUCGUAACGAUAGCACCAUCCAGCCAGCCUGGACUAAUUACUUGUUUAAAAUAGUGUUCGGAAUCUACAUGUUGGUGUCAGUGGUGGUACUGAUCAAUCUGCUCAUCGCUAUGAUGUCAGACACGUACCAAAGGAUCCAGGCACAAUCAGAUAUAGAGUGGAAGUACGGUCUAUCGAAAUUGAUUCGCAACAUGCAUCGAACGAACACUGCCCCGUCUCCUCUCAAUCUGGUGACCACGUGGUUGAUGUGGCUCAUCCAUCGCUGCAAGGCCCGAAUAAGCAAAAAGAAGCGACCAAGCUUGGUGCAUAUGAUCGGUUUGCAGAGACAGGACCAGAUGAGCGCGCGGUCCAAGGCAGGCGCCAAAUGGUUGUCCAAGGUGAAAAGAGGACAAGUUGUGCCCAAAGAUUCAACGCGGCUCUCUGUGGUGCAUCUCAGUCCUUUGGGCUCCCAGCUAAGCAUCAGCAACACCACGAAGAUCGAGAGCGUGGUUGACUGGGAGAUCAUCGCGAAGAAGUACCGCGCCCUCAUGAGGGACGAGCCCGAGGAACCAGCAAUCAAGGAAAAUGAGGAGGAUUCGGCAGACAAUGUCUCCGAAAUCGUCCCAAAUAACAUAUCAGGCGCCCCGCCUUGAACGAAGGGGGCGAAGCUUUUGGGAAUCAGUGUAAACAUAAACAUGUAAAAUAUACAUUAAACUGAAGUUUUCUUCGGUCCAAAAAUAGAAAUGGCUGAUCGAAAAGAGCAAAGGUGCCUGGUGUGUAAUUUAAUGAAACAUUGUCACACGAAUUUUAUAACAGGAUAGUUUUGUAAAUAUCGAUCUUGAGUCGACUCAAGCAGAAACGUUUUUUUAUAAAAUUGAUCACUUAAUCUUGCAGUUGGUUGUGUACCUGCCUGGGUCGACCAGGUGGGUGCAAUGUGUACAUAUUUGAUUGAUCCUUUUGAACCUAAUGAUUUUGAUAUAUGAGGCCAACGCUGACCAUUGAAUUAAAUAAUAAUUGGAUAAGUCAUUAAUUUAGGGAAUUGAUAACAUUACUAUAACGUAGUAUUAUAAUCGAUGUAUAUAAAUAUGAUAUUUUUAGUUAAUAUGAGGCUACUACCAGUAUUAAAGUUAUCAGCAGUAUUAAAGUAACAACACAGGUACAAAACACAUUUUAACGUACAAAUAGUUUACUCUAUAUGAACUGGUUAAGUUCAAUUCUUUUUGUUACAUAUGUAUGUCAUAUUUUUAUACUAAAUACAUACCAUACUUAAAGGUACAGAAAAUCAUCUCCACAAAUCAAAAUGUCGUAUUUUAUGUAAAUACGGUAAAAUGGUGUGAAUAGAAUUCAAAGGGUGAAUAGAAACGCAAAAGGGGUGAAUAGAUGUUAGAACAUUUCCCAAACAUUUAUUCACCCCUCCAAUUCUAUUCACUUCGUU
Spodoptera frugiperda (fall armyworm) is the source of this 6034-nucleotide messenger RNA. RefSeq names its product serine/threonine-protein phosphatase 6 regulatory ankyrin repeat subunit A (gene nompC). Gene Ontology annotation, biological process: GPI anchor biosynthetic process; calcium ion transmembrane transport. The transcript is spliced from 19 exons. The coding region runs from base 105 to 5252 and encodes 1715 amino acids. The record is from RefSeq and is a predicted model, not a curated record. Gene Ontology annotation, molecular function: protein binding; calcium channel activity. Gene Ontology annotation, cellular component: membrane; glycosylphosphatidylinositol-N-acetylglucosaminyltransferase (GPI-GnT) complex. NCBI's taxonomy places the organism in Eukaryota, Metazoa, Arthropoda, Insecta, Lepidoptera, Noctuidae.